CUCACACUUAAACAAAAAAUGAAUGAGGUACAAUCCAUAAAAAUAAUAGAAGCUGUGGCUAAUAAAGAAUCACCCGAGCAAAGUACUAGAAAGAAGAAGAAACUUCAGCACAAUGAAACAACUGCUGAAGACAUUGUCCAGCAAGACAACACAACCAUGUUUGACUCCUCUUCACCAUCGUCACAAAAGUCAAACCUAGAACAACCGGCAAGGGACAUUGAUCAAACUGACGCCCCAAACCAGGAACGGGAACUGGAAAAACAGGACCCAGUCAAUCAACCAAUGACAGACGAUGACUUGAACAUAGAUGAAAGUAAAAUUGUUGAAGAGGAGCAGAUUCAGACACCCUCAUAUAAGCAGGCAUUAAUGAACACAGGAUAUGAAAAUAUUCAUAUGAAGACUUGGCAUGAAGGAAUUUCUACAGCACAAAUACACAACAAUACCAGCAAAAAUAGAACUCCCCAUGCAACCCAAAUAAAAAUCGCGUAUAUGGAUAAAUUCUUCUUUCGUACCUUUACAAGAAACCAUGCAGCAAAACCAGCUCAUCAAUUAGAAUUUAACCAAUUGUUAUAUAUGGUCCAAGAUAGAUAUAAGACCCAACAUAAGAUACUGCAAAUAAAUAAAAACAACCGAGAUCAAAUCUUUCGUAUGUUAAAGAUGAAGUUGAGCUUUGACUUUAUUAGAAAAUAUGAUAUGUUAAAGGCUAGUACGCAUGAUAAUACUUGUAUGCUAUACUACUGCCUAAGAUUUGCUAAUGUUCAAUAUGAGCUAAAGUUUGAAGAAGUAAGAAGAUUAAUGGAAGGAAUCGAAUCAGAGAUAAAGGAAGAGUUACCCAACCUCCCAGAGAGAAUGCCACAAGAAAUUUUAAACAUAAUCCCAUUCAAUUUACCAAUCACAGACAGGCAUCUAACUAAACCUACCGUCCAAGUACUGAGGAAAAUGUUCACAUUCAUUUCAUUGCCAGAAUCAUAUUUUGAUGAAAAAAGAGAAAAGCUCCCACAGGACCCAAAAGAUUUAAUACUCGCUGUGGCUUCCUUCUUUCCAAUCAAGGAAAGAGCAAACAAUAAGGAGAAAGCAAAGGCAUUCAUACAGAAAAUACUAGAGGAGUAUAGUUUACCACUGGCCUUUGUACCGGAAUACUUGAGCGUAAACCCAACAAAAAAACCUGACCUACUUGUGAAUUAUAAAAAAUUAAAGAAAGUCAAAAUAGUUGUACUGAUGAUAUCUAUAGACCAGCUGGAUAGAAAUAGAACAAGUCCAAGAAGAAAUACAAAUUUACCUAACACAGUCGAAGAGCUAAAAGCAAACAUAGAAAUAAAUAAGCCAGAAUUAACCAAUAUGAUUCGUAAGCCACGAACAGACAGAAGCUAUAAUAACAUAUCUAAUUGA
This is a messenger RNA of Dentiscutata erythropus, 1389 nucleotides long. NCBI's taxonomy places the organism in Eukaryota, Fungi, Glomeromycota, Glomeromycetes, Diversisporales, Gigasporaceae. The record is from the annotation of a GenBank genome assembly.